AAUAUUGAGUAACAUACAGGUAAGUUUUUCAUUUUUUGUCUUUGCAUAACCCUUUUUCUCAUGGAAUGCAGAAUGCUAUCUGCAGCUUGCUGCACAUGACAAGGACUGCAAAGCAGAAUGUUGGCAUUAGAGGAAAACAAAUUAUGGAGUUGUGCAAAAUAAUCUGCCCUAAAAUGCUCAAUAAAUUUAACAAGAAUGACGGUAAAGCAUUGAGGUGUCCCACCUGCCCUUGGAGAAAAGUCAAUAGGUGCUUGUGUUGGACAAUAUGUCUCCUCUUCCUCCUAAUUGUUGCUAUUGGGGUUUCUGCUGCCAUCCUUUAUGCCGUUUUCCAGCCAAAACUACCGAAUUACUCUGUUGACAAACUACAAAUAACCCAGUUCAAUCUUGGUUCUGAUUCAAGCCUGUCUGCAACCUUUGACGUGACAAUUACAGCUACAAACCCCAACAAAAAGAUCGGAAUAUACUACGAGGGAGGCAGCAGUCUGAGAGUUUAUUACACCAACACACAACUAUGUCAAGGGUCAAUGCCAAAAUUCUACCAAGGCCACCAGAACACAACAGUGCUUAUCUUGCCUUUAACAGGACAAAUACAAGAUGGUAACGCUCUGGUUACGGCUCUGAGAGAGCAACAGCAGCAGGCCGGAAACAUUCCAUUGAAUCUGAAAGUGAACCAACCGGUGAGGGUUAAGCUUGGAAAGUUGAAGCUGAUGAAGGUGAAGUUCUUAGUGAGCUGCAGAUUGGUGGUGGAUGCUUUAUCCGCCAACAGUGCUAUUAGUAUUCAAAGCAGCAGCUGCAAGUUCAAGUUCAGAUUGUAGAUUAUUGGAUUGCCUCUUGGCUACAUCAUUUCCUUAUACACUUCUCCAUUUUUUUACCCUUUUUUUUUCAUUUCUUUUUUAUGAUAGAUAAAAGAUUGGAGGGUUAUUUAUAUACUAUUCCUUCCACCAUAGUACAUUUUUUUAUGUAGUUCCCCUAUAUUCCAUUUUUUGUAUUUUUUUAUGUGAUCGAGUUGCAUUUUAUGUAUUGAGACAUUAUUAUCAUUUUUAAAGUCCGGAUUAAAUUACACUUUACAAU
Molecule: messenger RNA, 1071 nt
Organism: Rubroshorea leprosula
Lineage: Eukaryota; Viridiplantae; Streptophyta; Magnoliopsida; Malvales; Dipterocarpaceae
Source: the annotation of a GenBank genome assembly